This is a messenger RNA of Lotus japonicus, 584 nucleotides long. RefSeq names its product oleosin H2-like. The record is from RefSeq and is a predicted model, not a curated record. NCBI's taxonomy places the organism in Eukaryota, Viridiplantae, Streptophyta, Magnoliopsida, Fabales, Fabaceae. The coding region runs from base 30 to 584 and encodes 184 amino acids. Gene Ontology annotation, cellular component: monolayer-surrounded lipid storage body; membrane. Gene Ontology annotation, biological process: lipid storage; response to freezing; seed oilbody biogenesis. The transcript has a single exon.
AGACUUAAAAAAGCUUGCAUUCUCCUUCCAUGGCAGAGCCUUAUCAGCAAGAAGACUACUACUACAACCACACAGGCACCCAAUCACGAACAGGGAAGCCAAAUCCUACUACUUCUCAGGUUCUAGCACUCGCCACUCUUGUCCCAUUCGGAGCUUCUCUCCUCAUCCUCGCCGGCCUCACCCUUGCCGCCACCGUCAUCGGCCUCACCAUCACCGCCCCGCUCUUCGUCAUCUUCAGCCCCAUCUUGCUCCCGGCAGCCCUGCUCAUCGGUUUAGCCGUCGCAGGGUUUGUAACAUCUGGGGCAUUCGGGGUCACCUCUCUCUCUUCGUUUGCUUGGCUGGCAAACUACCUCCGCCGCACGCGGUUGCUGGAGCGCCUCAAACCGCCGCUUCAGGCGGCUGCCGAGACCAUGGCCCAGAGAGCUGGGGAAGUUGUUGAAAGUGUGGAGAGCAAAGCCCAGGAGAUGGCCCAGGCGGCCCAGAGCGAGGCCCGUGACGAUGGAAAAGCAGCCCAAACUGAGAGCAGGGUCAGAAAAACGGGCCUGGACGUCCAGAGUGAUUCUCGUGAAGCAGCAAAAGCCUAG